Osmia lignaria (orchard mason bee) is the source of this 5443-nucleotide messenger RNA. The record is from RefSeq and is a predicted model, not a curated record. NCBI's taxonomy places the organism in Eukaryota, Metazoa, Arthropoda, Insecta, Hymenoptera, Megachilidae.
CACCACACGAACCUAUAAUCCCAAUUUUCGUUCAUACGAGUCGCCUUCUUGGGGAACCGCUCUCCCUAUACGUCGGUGCGGUGACGUACCUAUCAUUGGGUCGUUACACGUAGAGUAGAGAUAAAAAUUUGGUGACAGCGGUGGGAUUGUUCGAGUGGUAAUGAGAAAAUCGUAUCUCUGCGGACAUUAAUGGUCAAGCCUAGAAUAAAAUAAAGACAGAUAAAUAAUAAAAAUAGCAGGAUAGAUAGAAGAGUUGUACAUAUAUAUAUAUAUACUAUAUCAAGAUGCCCAACGAAACAGCCGUUAUACCAGCCGGCACAUCAGCCAGCGGAUCAACCGAAGGAAGCCGACCGAUCAGCAUUCGUGAUACAGCGGACAUCGUACCAGCAUUCAACGGCCGCAAUAUACCUGUUUAUCAGUUUGCAAAGAGCUGUUUUAAGGCGAAGAACAUAAUCUCCCCAAAUGCUGAGUACGGGUUGGUGCAGCUGAUCAAGAACAAAUUCUACGGGCAAGUUUCAAGAGUGGUACAAAACGGAGACUACGACACUAUUGAAGAAUUAAUUUCCGUAAUAAAGUCUCGUUUCGCCCCGCUGUUCACUUCAAUGCAGCUAUGUGGCGAUAUGGCAAGGAUGGUACAAGCGCCGACCGAGGCAGUCGUAGACUACGGCAGCCGCGUUUCGGGACUCUUGAUACAGAUCAAGAGUUGCAACGAAAUGGAGUUCCCGGAUCAGGUUGACAGAUACAACCGAUCCUCGGAAACAAGUACCGUCAGAGCAUUCCUGACCGGUUUAAAACAAGAGGUGUAUAAUCGGAUGAGGAAUCAAAAUUUCGACAAUCUUGACGACGCAAUAAGCGCAGCGAUCCUAGCAGAAGCUGAGAGCAUAGAGAACCUAACAAAGGUUAAAUUAUCGCAAGGAUUCAUUACAGCCGAACAAUGCAACAAUUGUUACGGAUAUGGGCACAACGCCAGUGUAUGCUGCAGUCAGAGGUUCCAAAGACAAUCCACGUCGAGGGCCCACUGGCCAGCAAAAUACUGCCAGCACUGCCAAAGGUCCGGGCACACCUUGGAGACCUGUUUGUUUAAAGACCAGCAAGGAAGACCAGAAGUCCCUCGGGACUUUGUGCAGCCAAAUCAAGUCCAUAGAAACCAACCUACAACAAGGCAGAAUCGAAGUUGGACACAGAAUACAGCUCCAAUUUGCGAAUUUUGCCAAAACAUCGGCCAUACAAUUCAAGAGUGCCGAAAGAAAGCGUAUCAGGAGCGUGUCAAAAGCCAGAGCUUCCAGCAACCUCCACAAGUACAGCAGCUACGUAAGAAAGCAAGCUUGUGCCUGAACUUAGGAGAAAUAAAUAAGUCUCCCAGUGUCGAGCUAUUAAGCGAAAAUUUCCAAAACCAAAAGGCAUUAUUCAUGGUCGACACAGGAUCAAAUAUCAAUAUUAUUAAAAAACAUGCAAUCUCAAGCAAAAUAGCAAUAAACACAGAUAUAAUUUUUCAAUUGAACGGAAUAACUAAGAGCUCUAUUUACACAGCAGGAUACAUCAAAAUAAAUAUACUGGAGACAGAAUCCAUCUUCCACAUCAUUGAAGAAUUGCCAAUUGAACAAGACGGAAUUUUGGGCACGGAAUAUUUUAAAAGCAGUGGAGCUAGCAUCAAUUACGCUAAAUCUAUAUUGAUCGUGAACAACAAUAUAAUACCAUUCAAACAACCAGCAGUGGUAAUACCAUCUAGGACAAAGACCAUGAUACCCAUAAAGGUAUCAAACACAGAAAUAAAGACUGGUUUUGUCCCAAAACUGCAGCUUCACCCACAACUAUAUAUGGGGAAUGCUGUAGCCACGAACCGGGAUGGCAUAGCAUUUCUAUACGCAAUCAACGUUGGAGCAGAAGAUAUAGAAAUUGAAAUGCCAGCUGUUGAACUGCAACAAUAUGAAGAGGCACCACAAGAUGAAGAUGCAGCCCACCAAGAACCUGAGCGAGCCCAACAGAUUCUAAGGAUACUACAAACAGACCAUCUAAAUCAAGAAGAAUUUGCCAAUGUAGAGGAUAUAGUAAAGGAGCACGCUGAUAGAUUUUACGUAGACGGAGACAAACUACCAGCAACGAAUAAAAUCUACCAUAGAAUCAUCACAACGGAUGAGAUGCCUGUAAACGUUAAACAAUACAGGUAUCCUCAUGCGUUAAAAGACGAAAUCAAUCAUCAAGUAAAUGAUCUCCUUGAGAAAGGAAUAAUCAAACAUUCAUCGUCACCAUUUAACUCCCUCUUGUGGAUAGUACCUAAGAAACAGGAUUUACAAGGAAACAAACUGCGGAGAUUGGUGAUUGAUUUCCGAAAGCUAAACGAAAAAACGGUCAGCGAUGCCUAUCCACUACCCAAUAUUACAGACAUCCUGGAUCAAGUGGGAAGCGCAAAAUACUUCUCCGUGUUUGAUUUGAAGUCCAGUUUUCAUCAAACACCAAUGCAUCCAGAAGACAAGCAUAAGACGGCAUUUUCAACACCAUUUGGGCACUUUGAAUUCAACAGAAUGCCUUUUGGGUUGAAAAAUGCUGCAGCUACGUUCCAGCGCAUGAUGAACAACGUCCUAGACGGACUGCAAGGACUGGAACUAUUCGUGUUCAUCGACGACAUUGUAAUUUAUGCAAGUUCGUCACAAGAACACGAAACCAAAGUCAAUAGGAUGAUGGCAAAGCUCAGAGAGGCAAAUCUAUGCUUGCAACCUGAUAAGUGCCAAUUUCUAAAAAAGGAAGUGGCGUACCUGGGUCACAUAAUUACAGAAGACGGUGUGAGACCUGACCCAGCAAAGGUUGAAGCGGUCCAGAGAUUCCCCAUUCCUAAGACUGUCAAAAAUAUUAGACAAUUUCUAGGAUUGUGUGGAUACUAUAGACGAUUUAUCAAGGACUUCUCUAAGAUAGCCAAGCCAUUAUCCGACCUGACGAAGAAAGAACAAAAAUUCGAGUGGUCCAGCCAGCAACAGCAAGCCUUCGAAUUCUUGAGGAGCAUACUAUGCGAAGAGCCAAUCCUGCAAUAUCCGGACUUUGAGAGACCAUUUAAUAUAACUACCAAUGCAUCCGGAACAGCGGUAGGAGCAGUCCUAAAUCAAGGAGAGAUAGGAAAGGAUCAGCCACUAGCUUACGCCUCAAGAGUAAUGAAUAAGCCGGAAACGCAAUAUUCCGCAACAGAGAGGGAAUUACUUACUGUAAUAUUUGCAGUAAAUCACUUCAGACCAUAUAUAUUUGGCAGGAAGUUUUAUCUAAUUACAGACCACAUACCAUUGAUCUGGCUAAAUAGUCUCACAGAUCCUACAUCGAGACUCAUGCGAUGGAAAUUGAGAUUGAGCGAGUACGAUUAUGAAAUAAAGUACAAACCAGGCAAACAAAAUAUAAACGCUGAUGCUCUUUCGAGAAAUCCAAUCGAAGAUAUAAACGCCCUGCAAAUACAUGCUAAGAGGCUGCAUUCGUCCACGUCUGGGUCAAAGAAGAAGCGCGAAAAGAGAAAAGAGUGGCACCAAUAUCCCACUCGCCCAAGACCAACAACAACCACGUCAGAAUCAAGAGAAUUCAAAAAGAAAAAGGAAUCACACCAGUAUCCUACUAGACUCAGACCAACUACGACUGAGUCUGAAGAACACAAAAAGAAGAAAGAAUGGCAUCAAUAUCCAAGAAGACCAAGGCCAACAAUCUCAUCAAGUUCACGGGAUAUAAAGAAAAGGAAAAUAAGCCAUAAACAUUUAGCACUGCAGCGAGACGAUUCUUCGGAUUCUGGAACGAGAAAAAGAUAUCAAAAAAAUAAAACACGAGAAAAAAGUCCUUCCCAAGAAGACAAUGCAGCAAAAAAGAGAAUAAAAGAGGAUUAUACAAGCUCAGAUGAAUCUCAAUAUUAUGAGACUGAUGCAUCUGAAGAACAGCCAAGACCAAGAAAGAGAACAAAUUUAAAUCCAAGAAUAUAUUCCUCAGAAGAGAUCAAAAAGAAAAGAAAACCCAAUGAAGAGCAAAUCAUUGUAGAAGUACAUCAACCACCACAGGAGAGAAAAUAUAUCAUUCCACAGAAACGACCUAUAGAAAGGGAACCAGUAAUAAUUGGAGAUGAAAUAGAAGAAUACAACGAAGAGGCAAUUAUACCGAAACACAUUUUCAGAGAACCACCUAAAAUCGAUUCUUCUUCAAGCACAAGAGGAAGAUCUCCAGUACUAAAAAGAAAAAUAGAAAAAAAAACUUCAAGUGAUACUCUAUCAGCUCCAAUUACACCUAUCAAAAUUAAAAAAGAAAAGACUCAGCCGCCAAAAAUUAAACAAAUUACACCCAAAGUAAUUAGCAAUAAACCAAUCACAUUCAGAAUAGAUGAAACCGAAGACCAUCUAUGGAUGAAGAAAGGCACAGCAGUAAUUUUCCUUAACAAGGAGGGACAUCCAGAUGAUACACAAUCAAGACAAUUUAUGGAAAAUGAAAAGAUUAAAAUUUCUAAACCUGUUCGCGUUUUGCGUGGUCAACGUGGUCAGAAAUAACACGCCUGCGUAACGAUCACUAUAACAAUGUAUUUACACAAAAUAUUAUUUACAAAGUUUAACGUGAUCGGAAAACUGUACAACCAUUUACACUUAACAUUAAUACAACAUACGCGUGGACUAAAUACGAUAACGAAGAGUAAUAAUGAAGCGCGGGCUGAAACAAUCAGCGUCCCGUGGGCCGAAAAACUGUAACGCUUGUACUUGAUUGCGUAGACUGAGGAACACGUGUUGCUUGGUCGAGCGAUCGUACAAGAAGAACAAGAAUCGAUCAUGGCGUCGAUCGUGCCGGUUCCGCUUGGAGAGGGGACCGCGUGGACAAAGUGGGCCCGAGAGGUGCUGCCGCUAUCGGUAACGGCGCACCAACGAAGUAUUUUCGUUGCCAACUUCAUCUUUUCGCGAAGUCAUGGGGAAUUUCGCCAACAAAACCAUAAAGUAAUAUCAUGCAAUAUAAGAUCAGAAAUAGAUUAAUUUUUGGAAUAAUAAUAGAAUCCAAAGAAACAUUACCACAGAAAGUUAAAACUCUUCAUCAAAUAUUACUCCAAAAAGGAAUCCAGGAGUGCAGCAUGCCAAAUAGACAGGGUUUUGAAAGCAAUUCUCCAGAUACUCUUUGCAGACUCUAAUAUCAAUAUCACUAUCUGCAAAGGAAUGGUCCAAAUUCCACCUAAAGAGGAAAGGAAAAAUAUAAUUAAAGAAAAUCAUGAAAGCCCAGUCGCAGGACAUAAAGGUAUCAGGAAAACGUACCUUAGGAUCAGGAACAAGUAUUAUUGGAAGAACAUGAAAGAAGAAAUUACUGAUUACGUUAGAUCCUGUAUAAGCUGCCAACGAACCAAGCUAGUUAGAAUGAAAAAUAAGGAGCCAAUGGUUAUCACAGACACUCCUUCAGACGCAUUCAAUAAGGUGUCCCUAGACAUUCUUGGACCCUUACCAAUGACGUAAAAAGG